UAGUCGCCGCGUCCUCGUUUCUCGCUCGGCGCCGCCGGUUUCGUCGUUCUUCAGUCGGAUCAGUGAACUGAGAGAAUCAUGGCUUUUGCUCCGCACCACCGCCGAGACGGAGGCGGACUGUACAGCUUCUCCAGCCGGCCCAGAGCGGUGGAGAGCCGGCCGCGCUACCGGGAGCCUCCGGCCGCACGCAGCAUGCAGCGUGCUCAUGGGAACAUCAUGUACGACCGGCGUGUGGUCAGAGGGAAUACCUACGGCCGACACGUCCUGCCUCCGACGGGUCGGCCGGACCCCGCCGAGACCCGGAGGCAGCCGGCCGUCCGGCAGAGGAGCCCGGCUCAGAGAGCAGCCAGGGAGCAGUUGAGAGGCAGCAGCCCUGAAGCCCUGCUGGGCAGAAAACACGUGCACAUGCAGACAGAGCGGUACCUGGAGGAGCUGAGCGAGGUCCUUGUGUCUGAGAACGCGGAGUGUCAGACUGACGCUUUCCUGGACAGACCGGCGUCUCCGCUCUUCGUCCCCGCCAAAUCCGGCAAAGACGUGGCGACUCAGAUCGAGGAGGGAGACCUGUUUGACUUCGACGUGGAGGUGCAGCCCGUCCUGGAGGUCUUGGUGGGGAAGGUCAUGGAGCAGUCUCUGCUGGAGGUGAUGGAGGAGGAGGAGCUGGCCAGUCUGAAGGCCCAGCAGAGGACCUUCGAAGAGCUGCGAAACAGCCGACUGGCGGAGGUGCAGCGGCUGCAGGAGCAGGAGAGACGCCACAGCCAGGAGAGAGAACGUAGGAUAGCCCAGCAGAAAGAAGUGCUGAGGAAAGAAAAGGAGACGGCGGAGAAGAUCGCUGCUCGGGCGAUCACCCAGCAGUACCUGGCCGGCCUGCAGCCCGCGGUCUUCAGCUCCCUCAGAGGUCACGGCUUCUUCUACGACCCCGUGGAGAGAGAUGUUGAGACUAAUUUCUUGCCGUGGCUCAUGGCUGAGGUGAACGACACUCUGAGGAAGAGAUCUACAGCGAGGCAGACGCUGGACAAUCUCAUACAAGACGUCUGCAGGAAAAGAGUGGAGGCCUUCAUGGAGCUGGAGGCACAGCAACACACAGACGACACAUAAACACUCCAAAAUGAUGACAACUUUAGCUUUAGUGUGUAUUGUAUGGGAACGCAUCAGUGUGUGGACGUGAGGCAUGAAGCUGGUUUUGUUUUUUUAAACGGACCAUCUCUGAGCUGAAAGAAAAACCACGUGAUUGUAAUAAAUUUAACUCACAAAGCAAAAGAAGAAACAAAUUGGACACAUGACUCAUGAUUAUUUCGACUAAGUUUCCAAAAAAGUGAAAUAUUUCAACGCAUUAACAGUUCUGAUGACUCUGGAAACAG
Salarias fasciatus (jewelled blenny) is the source of this 1358-nucleotide messenger RNA. RefSeq names its product radial spoke head protein 3 homolog B-like. NCBI's taxonomy places the organism in Eukaryota, Metazoa, Chordata, Actinopteri, Blenniiformes, Blenniidae. The coding region runs from base 79 to 1095 and encodes 338 amino acids. Gene Ontology annotation, cellular component: cilium. The transcript has 8 exons. The record is from RefSeq and is a predicted model, not a curated record.